Molecule: messenger RNA, 3048 nt
Organism: Eucalyptus grandis
Lineage: Eukaryota; Viridiplantae; Streptophyta; Magnoliopsida; Myrtales; Myrtaceae
Product: putative SWI/SNF-related matrix-associated actin-dependent regulator of chromatin subfamily A member 3-like 1
Molecular function (GO): ATP binding; nucleic acid binding; hydrolase activity, acting on acid anhydrides, in phosphorus-containing anhydrides
Source: RefSeq, a predicted model, not a curated record
GGAAGACCUUUAAUCUCAAAGGAGGAGAGACACCUUCUUCAUCUUCACCGCCUCUCUCACUCUCUCUCUCUCUAGCCAUGGGGGACCUUGCCCGCAACUUUCUGCAGCACCUUUACUGGCAGUUCUGCGAAUCAGACGACGAGCCCCCCAUCGCUUCUCAAGGCUCCCAGCCUUCUUCUUCCUCCUCCUCUCAAGCGUCCGCCUCCGAAACGUACCUCCUCGGCUUCAUCAUCGCCAACGUCGUCGGCCUCCGCCACUACUCCGGCACCAUCAGCGGCCGCGAGAUGGUGGGCCUCGUCCGCGAGCUCAACCCCUACGACGAGAACGCCAUCAAGGUCCUCAACACCAGGUCCGUCCAGGUCGGCCACAUCGAGCGCGCCGUCGCCGCCGUCCUGGCCCUGAUCGACUCCCACGUGAUCUCCGUCGAGGGCAUCGUGCCCAAGACCAGCAGCGCCGGGAGCAAGUUCAGGAUCGCCUGCCAAGUUCACAUCUUUGCCAGGGUCGAGGCCUUCGACCUCGUGAAGUCGGCUGUUUCGCGAGGCGGGUUGGUGCUCAUUUCGGACGCGGGCGCGUCGUUCGCCCUGUCGGAGGCGGUCGUGGUGAAGGAGAGGAAGGGUGGGAAGGAGGUGAGGAGUGUGGAUGAGAUUUUUAAGCUGGCCGACGAGAAUGUCGGGAAGAAGGCGAAGAUGGAGGCCCUGGAGCCACCGGGAGAGGUGAUUAAGUCUGUACUGUUCCAACAUCAGAAGGAGGGUUUGGGUUGGUUGGUUCAUAGAGAGAAUUCUGGGGAGUUGCCUCCAUUUUGGGAGGAGAGAGAUGGCGAGUAUGUGAACGUAUUGACGAACUAUCGCACAGAAAGGGCGGAACCUCUGCGAGGUGGCAUUUUUGCAGAUGAUAUGGGUUUGGGUAAGACUUUGACAUUACUUUCUUUGAUUGCUUUUGAUAAAUUUGGUAGUUUUAUAGCUGGGGAUCGUGUCAAUAGUGCUGGUGAACAAUGUGGGGAUGAUGAGGUUCGAUCUGAGUCGGCUAAGACAAAGGGUAAGAGAGGUAGAACGAGUAAAGGGGUUUCUCAGUCGCAAAAGAAGCGUAAAACCCAAAAAACUGCUUCAACUAGUAAUCGGAAGGCAUCAUCUUCAAGUCUAGAUGAGACGCCUGAUGUGCUGAGUACCAAAUCGACUUUAGUUGUGUGCCCUCCAUCUGUGUUUUCCACUUGGAUUACACAGCUAAGCGAGCAUACUAUUCCUGGGAAGAUGAAAGUAUAUAUGUACUAUGGAGACAGGACGAGAGAUGCUGAGGAGCUUAAGAAAUAUGACAUUGUGUUGACCACCUAUACCAUAUUGGCUACUGAGGAACCUUGGGAAGAAUCUCCUGUGAAAAAGAUAGAGUGGUGGAGAGUCAUUUUGGAUGAAGCUCAUCUGAUUAAGAAUGCGAAUGCCCAACAAAGCCAAGCGGUCACUAAAUUGAAGGCUAAGAGGAGGUGGGUGGUAACUGGAACGCCUAUUCAGAAUGGUUCAUUUGACUUGUUCUCUUUGAUGUCAUUGCGGUUUGAGCCUUUUUCUAUAAAGAGCUAUUGGCAAAGUUUGAUCCAGCGUCCACUCAGCCAAGGGAAUCAGACAGGGCUUUCCCGUCUGCAGGUUCUGAUGGCCACCAUUUCUCUACGAAGGACAAAGGACAAGGGUUUGAUUGGAUUACCCAAAAAAACAAUAGAGACUUGUUAUGUCGAACUUUCUCGUGAAGAACGUGAACUGUAUGACCAGAUGGAAAGAAAGGCCAAGAGUGCUGUCCAGGAAUGUAUCAAUGCUGGCAGUUUGAUGCGUAAUUACACUACUGUGCUUGGUAUAAUUCUGAGACUUAGACAGAUAUGCAUUAGCAUGGCCUUGUGCCCUCCAGAUCUGAAGUCGCUUCUUCCAUCUGACAAUAUUGAAGAUGUAUCUAAUAACCCAGAGUUGCUGAAGAAGUUGGUUGCAGUGCUGCAAGAUGGUGAAGAUUUUGAUUGCCCUAUAUGCAUUUCUCCAUGUACUGAUCUCAUAAUCACUUGUUGUGCUCACAUCUAUUGCCGAGCUUGUAUUCUCAAGACUCUACAGAAUUCGAAAAGGAACUGUCCCCUUUGUCGCCGUCCUUUGACCGAGUCUGACCUAUUCUCUGCUCCAACGGAAUCAUCUGAAAAUAGCAAAGUGGAAAAUUGUUCUGAAUCCAUUUCUUCUGCCAAAGUUUCUGCUCUUUUGAAACUCCUCCUUGCAGCAAAGGACCAAAAAUUGACUUCAAAAUCAGUUGUGUAUUCCCAAUUUAGAAAAAUGCUAUUACUCUUGGAAGAGCCACUUAGAGCGGCUGGUUUUAAGAUCUUGCGCCUGGACGGUUCAAUGAGCAAAAGGAGAUCACGAGUGAUUGAAGAGUUUGGAGCGCAUGAGCAAAGUACAGCCACCGUGUUGCUUGCCAGCCUCAAGGCUUCUGGUGCUGGUAUAAAUCUGACAGCUGCAUCGACGGUUUAUCUGCUAGAACCGUGGUGGAAUCCUGCAGUUGAGGAACAAGCCAUGGAUCGAGUUCACAGGAUCGGGCAAAAGGAGGAUGUGAAGAUUGUAAGGUUGAUAGCACGUAACAGUAUCGAAGAGAGGAUAUUGGAGUUACAGGAGAGGAAGAAGAAAUUGGCAAGGGAAGCAUUUGGGAAGAGGGUUUCAAAAGAUCGAAGUGAGAUUGGGUUGGACGAUUUUCGUGCGCUCAUGUCCUUGUGAAGACAUGGAGAAGUAGUUGUGCAUACUUUUUUGUAAGUUUCUCACAAGUAAACUUUUGUUUGCUUACUUUUGGCUAUUUUCAAUGUUGGUGGGCGAAUUUCAGGUGGAAUGCUGUAGCCAGCUUCGAUUGUCCUGAAAAUUUUUGUGUAAAUUCUAGUCCAGCCAUGUUUAUGUACUUAAACUCAGUUUGCCAAAAGCAUGAACUGUUUUUUACAUGCUUGAGCACGAGAUGUUGGAGGACUAAUGGCACUUAUCAUUCCGGGUGCCCAGAUGCAACUGCUCUUGUUGCAAAUGUUGCCACCAAGUCUAUUGUUUUGUUGGA